Messenger RNA from Gryllus bimaculatus (two-spotted cricket), 486 nucleotides. Lineage: Eukaryota; Metazoa; Arthropoda; Insecta; Orthoptera; Gryllidae. The record is from the annotation of a GenBank genome assembly.
AUGGAUUCAGGUGAGGCGUUCGGCCAUGUGAGCGGUCUCAGCGCGGGGCGGCGCCAUGUGCUCAAGAGCGUGUCCAUUCCUGUCGAGCGGGGACGGCGCGCGUCGCACAGCGCGGCGGCGCGCGGCCGAAGCACGGCGCUGCGGGCGGCGCCGGCGGGGGCGGCGGCGGCGCAGGGCGCGGGCGAGCGGGCGCGCAGGCCGGCGGCGCGGCAGCAGAGCGCGCGCCGCCGGCAGCGCCGCAGGAUGGGCGACGAGAAGGGCCCCUCCGCCACCAAGCAGGAGAUCGAGGCGCUGUGCCGCGUGUUCCGGAAGCUGCUGGCCACCGACAGCUACGCGGGGGCGGGGUCGUCCGCCGCCGCCGCCAAGGCCGUCGCCGGCCCACCGGGCGGCGCGUCGGCGGGCGCGGUGCACGAGGUAACACUCGCACUAGCCAUAGCGUUACACCACGAUUUAUUCAAUCGUUUAUUCAAUUCACAUUUGAAGUGA